This is a messenger RNA of Ceraceosorus guamensis, 556 nucleotides long. RefSeq lists its product as hypothetical. The transcript has 4 exons. Lineage: Eukaryota; Fungi; Basidiomycota; Exobasidiomycetes; Ceraceosorales; Ceraceosoraceae. The coding region runs from base 149 to 490 and encodes 113 amino acids. The record is from RefSeq and is a predicted model, not a curated record.
CCUCGACGCGAACACGACAAGACACGAGACAGUCAUCUGCCCUCGCACACACAAAGACAAAAAUCUCAUCAAGCACGAUCCGUGCAUUUUGAUUUCUGGAAAGCAUUUCUACAAGCCAAGCCUCGAGGAGGUGCAGCUAAGCUACGAGAUGGAUCCGGCAGAUCUUGCGCCCCAGUCUCCUCCAAGGGAGAGGGACAGCCCCGGUGUUGCGCCCAGUAUGUUUGGAGCGACGGAAGGAGCCGAAGAGCCUGUUCGGCUGGAUGAGACGGCGGGCGUCGAAGAAGCUGCUCCGUCUGCAGAAGACAGAUUGCAAGCUGCUGGCAUUGUCGGAUCGGCCAAAGCUGCCGGCACUGGAGAAGGUGGAAAUGUGGUGGAUGAUAGUGAGGCGAGAGAGGAUGGAGAGUAUGCUAGGGAGCUGGAAGGUGGGGGUGAGGAGUACGAGUCGCACAGGGAGGGCGAUUCUGUGCCAGGAGGAGUCUUGUCCAAGUGAGGAGCCCCGGUCUAGAAGGAGGCGACUGGUGUAGCAGCAGCUCACAGCACCUGUAUCCUGCCGCGA